UAUAUAUAUAUAUAUCAAAUAGGACACUUGCGAUAAAUACUUGAGAUCACUCUAGUCAGAAUUGUUCUACAUCAUUUGCUCGCGGUAGUAGUUGAGAAGGGAACAAGGGACCAUCGAGCAGCCACUGCCACCAGCAGCGGAGGAUCAGAACUCCGACGCACUGAACAGAGGCGUAGACGAUUGAAAUGGCGGAUACUACAACGCAAGGAAGAGCCACCCUCUUCUCUCCUUACAAGAUGGGCAAAUUCGAUCUCUCUCACAGGGUGGUGCUGGCGCCGAUGACGAGAUGCAGAGCUUUGAACUGGAUUCCGCAGCCGGCGAUGGCAGAGUACUACGUGCAGAGGUCAACUCCGGGGGGCUUUCUCAUUACCGAAGGAACCUUGAUCUCUCCCACGGCGCCAGGAUUUCCACAUGUACCUGGCAUAUAUUCAGAAGAACAAGUUGGGGCAUGGAGGAAGAUAGUGGAUGCUGUCCAUGCCAAAGGAAGCAUUAUCUUUUGCCAACUCUGGCAUGUUGGUCGAGCUUCUCACUCAGUUUAUCAGCCAGGAGGGGCCCCGCCCAUAUCGUCCACUAGCAAGCCCAUAUCAGCGAGGUGGAGAAUUCUCUUGCCGGAUGGGUCCUAUGGCGUGUAUCCAGAGCCUCGAGCCCUGAAAACUUAUGAAAUACCGGACAUCGUGCAGCAUUACCGGCAAGCGGCAGUAAACGCUAUUCGGGCGGGUUUUGAUGGAAUUGAAAUUCACGGGGCUCAUGGAUACAUUAUUGAUCAAUUUUUGAAGGAUGGGAUCAACGAUCGA
Messenger RNA from Neltuma alba, 794 nucleotides. Its product is annotated as 12-oxophytodienoate reductase 3-like. Gene Ontology annotation, biological process: oxylipin biosynthetic process; jasmonic acid biosynthetic process. The transcript is spliced from 5 exons. The record is from RefSeq and is a predicted model, not a curated record. Gene Ontology annotation, molecular function: 12-oxophytodienoate reductase activity; FMN binding. The annotation marks the transcript as partial. Gene Ontology annotation, cellular component: peroxisome. Lineage: Eukaryota; Viridiplantae; Streptophyta; Magnoliopsida; Fabales; Fabaceae.